This is a messenger RNA of Balaenoptera acutorostrata (minke whale), 1165 nucleotides long. It is a transcript of the gene ASRGL1, whose product is annotated as asparaginase and isoaspartyl peptidase 1. The record is from RefSeq and is a predicted model, not a curated record. The coding region runs from base 171 to 1100 and encodes 309 amino acids. The transcript is spliced from 7 exons. Gene Ontology annotation, molecular function: asparaginase activity. NCBI's taxonomy places the organism in Eukaryota, Metazoa, Chordata, Mammalia, Artiodactyla, Balaenopteridae.
UCGUGCGCAGGCGCGGAGCCGUUGCCGGCAGAGAGGUUGCAGGCACAGCGGUUUCCAGAGCAGCUUCGACUGGAGAGACUGGGCUGUGCAGGUUCCGAGGCCGACCGGGCGGCUCGGCCAAGCCCGAAGCCCCGGCGUCCGCCUCCUGCGGCGUCCUCGAAUCCGUCGCCAUGAACCCCGCCGUCGUCGUGGUCCACGGUGGCGGAGCCAGCAAUAUCUCCAAGGACCGCAAGGAGCGGGUGCGCCAGGGCAUCGUCAAAGCCGCCACCGUGGGUUACAACAUCCUCAAGGAGGGAGGGAGCGCAGUUGACGCUGUGGAAGGAGCCGUGACCGUCCUGGAAGAUGAUCCCGAGUUCAACGCAGGUUGUGGAUCUGUCUUGAACGAAAAUGGUGAAGUUGAAAUGGAUGCAAGUAUCAUGAAUGGGAAAGAUCUGUCUGCAGGAGCGGUGUCUGCAGUCCGCUGUGUCGCAAAUCCCAUUAAAAUUGCGCGGCUUGUUAUGGAAAAGACACCUCAUUGCUUUCUGACUGACCAAGGUGCAGCAAAAUUUGCAGCAGCCAAUGGGAUUCCAACAAUUCCUGGAGAACAGCUGGUAACAGAAAGAAACAAAAAACGUCUAGAAAACGAAAAGCAUGAGAAAGGUGCUCAGAAAUCAGACUAUCAAAAAAACUUGGGGACUGUGGGUGCCGUUGCCGUGGACUGCCGAGGAAAUGUGGCUUACGCGACCUCGACGGGGGGCAUCGUCAACAAGAUGCAGGGCCGCGUCGGGGACACGCCGUGUAUAGGAUCUGGAGGUUAUGCUGACAAUGAUAUUGGAGCCAUUUCAACAACAGGGCAUGGAGAGAGCAUCCUGAAGGUGAAUCUGGCCAGACUCACUCUCUUCCACAUGGAACAGGGAAAGACGUUAGAGGAGGCCGCUGACGCGUCGUUGGGUUAUAUGAAGUCAAAGGUCAAAGGUGUAGGUGGUGUCAUCUUGGUCAACAAAGCAGGAGACUGGGCGGUGAAGUGGACCUCCACAUCCAUGCCCUGGGGGGCCGCAAAGGACGGCAAGCUGUACUCUGGAAUUGAUCUUGGCGACACCAGCAUCACUGACCUGCCCUAAGCCCCCGGAAGCUGUAUUCUAGAAGCUAAGACUUAGCUUAAUCAAUUAGAUCUAGAAAUGGAAAA